This is a messenger RNA of Trifolium pratense (red clover), 1613 nucleotides long. RefSeq names its product probable transcription factor At1g61730. NCBI's taxonomy places the organism in Eukaryota, Viridiplantae, Streptophyta, Magnoliopsida, Fabales, Fabaceae. The record is from RefSeq and is a predicted model, not a curated record. Bases 102 to 1385 code for a protein of 427 amino acids. Gene Ontology annotation, cellular component: nucleus. Gene Ontology annotation, biological process: regulation of DNA-templated transcription. The transcript has a single exon.
UUCACUUCACUCCUCCUCUGUCACUGAACACCUCACUCACUGAACACCUCACUCACACUCCCACUUCCACCCACAGAAACCCUAAUCCCAAACCGUUCUCGAUGGCUCCGAGCAAAAGCCUCCUCAUCGACGAUCCACCCAGCGCCACCGCCUCCGCCACCUCCUCCGAGUCUUCCGACGACGAGAAAAAUUAUUAUAUCCAGCUGCCUUGUUCAUCUCAAAAACAACCAGCAGUGGUCGAAGGAGAAGAAGAAAUAGGAGAUGAAGAUUCUUCAUCAGAAGAAGAAGAUGAUUCUUCAUCUGAACAAGAACUUCAACAUUCUCAACCUGCAUCCCAAAAUCCUCCACCUUCUACCUCAAUCUCUAACCCUAAACCUGUUGCUUCUGCUGAAUCCGAAUCCGAAGAAGAAGAUUCUUCAUCUGAAGAACUUCAACAUUCUCAACCUGCUGCUUCCCAAAACCCUACACCUUCUACCCCAAAUUCAAACCCUAACCCUAAAUCUGUUGCUUCUGCUGAAUCCGAAUCCGAAUCCGGAUCCGAUUCUGCGGAUUCCGAACCGAAACCCACUACACCUCAUGACACUAAACUCAAACAACAACACGCUUCCAAGCCCAUCAAAACCCAACCACAGGCCCAAUCAUCAGCUCAAGCCCAAACCACUCCUAAAUCUGGGAACAAACGUGCUAACGACGACAACAACGCCAAUGGAAAUGCUGCAAAACGUUCCAAAGGCAAAGAAACUGUUUCUGCCGCUGCUGGUGGUAGAAUCUUCAGUGAAGGCGAUGAACUCGCUAUUCUGAGAGGAGUUGCUGACUUCCUUUCCAAAACUGGAAAGGAUCCUUCGAAGAAUAUAGAUUCUUUUCAUGAUUUUGUGAAGAACUCGCUUGGUGCUACGGUGACUAAUGAGCAACUUAAGCGAAAAAUUCGUGGUCUAAGGGAGAAAUAUGAAUCAUGUGAUAAUUUCAUUAAACCCCAUGACAAGAAAGCUUUAGAACUCUUCAAAAAGAUUAAAUGGGGAAACAAUGGUGGGAAUGUUGCUGGAGAAGAAAAUGGAAAAGCUGUUGAUGUGAAAAGUCCAAAGAAAGAUGUUAAUGUUAAAGUUAAGCACAUUGGUUCUUCUUCUAGAAAUGUGGAAAGUGUUUCUGAUAAUAAUGUCAUUUUGAAAGAAAUUUGUCGUUUUGGUGUUGAUAUGGGUUUGUCUGCUUUGAACAAGGAUGCUGUGAAACAGGGAUUGGAAAUGAUUGCUGAAAGCAGUAGGGCUGAAAUGGAGCGCCAAUGGAGGCGCCUUCAUGUCACCGAAUUGGAGGUUUUAAUGAAUCUGGCGCAGUUUGUGAAAGAGCUUUCUAGGGAAAUAUUGGAGGAACUCAAGAAAUCAAUCCAUUAGGAUUAUCUAUCUAUCUUAUGUAUAGUUUUUUUAGUUAAUCUAUGACUUGUUUUGGAUAAUUUUGAGGCUAUUUGGAUUUUACAACUGAUUAGGUAUAUUUUUGGUGGUUAUCAGUUGCUUGUUUUGGAUAGUUUUGAGCCUCUAUGGUCAUUUUUUGGGGGGUUAACAUCUAUGGUAUGUUUGGUUAUUGACUAUUAACUAUAUGAACUUAAGCACUUUUUCUGUUUA